ACAAGCGACUCACUCCCACUUUUGGAGGAAAACGAAAGGCGACUGAAAGGCUGUGGCAAAAACGGCGCCUGCGUUUGUGCGUGUGUGUGUGUAUGUGUGUAUGCGUGCAUAGGCAUGUCCACAAUCUACAGCAGGUUCAAGUUUGUGGAGAAGCUGUGCGAGGAGACAAGGGCAGUGAAUCCACGGCUGAACAAGACAGCGCUGGCGCUGGGAAUGCUCUCUUGCUUGGGAAAUUGCGUGGUGGCCACAUUUCAGGAGACGACGAUGACAACGGUUCACGACAUUGGCGCCUUGCUCUUCUUUCUCACAGGCGUCCUCUACAUCCUCCUGCAGUCCACCAUUUCCAACCACGACUUCCCAUACGGCUCGUCCUUGGCGGUGUGUCGGGCGCGGCUAGCUGUGGCUGUCCUUGCCUCGCUGGCUAUCUUCCCGACUGUCAUUUGUGCAUUUUUUGUCAAGCAAAAGGACCUGCACAGAGACGCUUUCUCGCACAGCUGUUUACCUUGCGGGUGAAGACCGAGAUGCUAUAGAGGAGAGCAAAGCACACUUGCCGGAGCAUUUCACACACUGCUGCGCAGCCUCACAUCCGUGGAGAGACUUUUGCACAUUGCACCACUCUUGCGACAUCAUGGGGAAAAAAAAAACAUUUUUUUACGAGAGGCGGACGCAUGAUCGAUGAGGAUUGUUGUCACAUGGCGCUGAGUCACUUUUAUUUUUAUAGCUGUAUCUGACUGAAAGUAGUCUAACACUUCAUGUACUUAUUUUGACAUUUACACUACACCAAAAUAGUUUAAGUGACAUUUCAGCACUACAGUAUAACCUUUUACAGGUGAUCGUUUCAUAACUUUUGGUGAAUAGUGUAGAAGUUAUGUCCUACUAUAAUUUCACAAGGAAUUCAUCAGUAUUGCUGGAGAACAUAUCACAGUUACGCU
Molecule: messenger RNA, 932 nt
Organism: Hippocampus comes (tiger tail seahorse)
Lineage: Eukaryota; Metazoa; Chordata; Actinopteri; Syngnathiformes; Syngnathidae
Product: DNA damage-regulated autophagy modulator protein 1-like
Exons: 3
Coding region: 115-513 (132 amino acids)
Biological process (GO): regulation of autophagy
Cellular component (GO): lysosome
Source: RefSeq, a predicted model, not a curated record